UCGAGCUGUUCUAUUGCUUUAGAACAAAUCACCGUCAGCGAAGCUAACAGCAAGCCUGAUCAAAAUGACCGUCCAGUGAAAUACAAGAGACGAAAGUAUAAUGUCCUCACCAUCAAAGAUAAGAACAUAGUCUGUGAAAGCCUUGCCUACAAAGUCAUUGGUUAGUUCUAGCGAAAAAACUGCACCCGGACGCAAGUCGUUGAAGGAGAGACUGACAAUUACACCUUGCAGCAAUGCAAGUGGUAGCCACAAAUUACCAUUACAAGUGCUUGGCCGCGCAUCAAAUCCUAGGUGCUUUAAAACGCAAGGCGUGCCUGAUGGGAUACACUAUUUUUCAAAUAAGAAAGCGUGGCAAACUAGUGCGACGUUUACUGAUUGGUCCUACUCCGUUUUCGUUCCUGAGAUCAAACGGAAGGCAGCUGCACAGAAUAGACCGACUAAUGCGCUUCUAAUUCUAGAUAAUUGCACCGCACAUUGCAGUAAAGAUAUGUUUCAAGUGGAUGACGCAGAAAUUCAGGUGAUCUUUCUUCCUCCAAAUGUGACAAGCUUUCUUCAGCCUAUGGAUCAAGGAAUCAUCAAUGCUUUUAAGGUUAUCUAUAAAUCGAAUUUUCUGCGCCGUGUUCUGUUAGAAACUGACAGCGAUCGCCCAGUUACAGAAGUUAUCAAAUCAUUUAGCCUUUAUGAUGCUAUUCAACUAGCGACUGAUGCGUGGGCCACUGUAACUCCAGAAACGAUUGCUAACUGUUGGCGCAAUCUCUUAAGUCAAGAUCAAAACUAUAACUCGUUCAAGGAUUUCACAAUUUCUUCACCAACAAGUGACCCCCGCGUGUUGCUUUCUAAAGUAGUGCAACUCGUUGAUCCAAACUACGAACUGACCGAAGAAGAAGUUCAAGAGUGGCUAAGCAACUCAGACAACAUAGAUGUAGCGCAAAUAUAUACCGACGAGCAAUUGGCCAAGCCUCUGGUGGUGACUUUUUCGAGGCCGACCAUGAAGAGCAAGAUUGCGAUGCUAACGAAAGUGCUGAGGGUGAUCUUAGUACUUCGGUUAUAUGUACUCUUGGAGCAGUCAAUCCGAAAAACGCAAUGAUUAUAAGUAGGCUAU
Toxorhynchites rutilus septentrionalis is the source of this 1102-nucleotide messenger RNA. Its product is annotated as tigger transposable element-derived protein 1-like. The record is from RefSeq and is a predicted model, not a curated record. Gene Ontology annotation, molecular function: nucleic acid binding. NCBI's taxonomy places the organism in Eukaryota, Metazoa, Arthropoda, Insecta, Diptera, Culicidae. Bases 488 to 1087 code for a protein of 199 amino acids. The transcript has 2 exons.